Messenger RNA from Uloborus diversus, 1388 nucleotides. Its product is annotated as ADP-ribose pyrophosphatase, mitochondrial-like. Lineage: Eukaryota; Metazoa; Arthropoda; Arachnida; Araneae; Uloboridae. The coding region runs from base 156 to 1355 and encodes 399 amino acids. The record is from RefSeq and is a predicted model, not a curated record. Gene Ontology annotation, molecular function: ADP-ribose diphosphatase activity. The transcript is spliced from 10 exons.
UUGGAUUCAUCGUGCAGCACAUUCCUUACGUUUCCCCCCACCUUUAAAUAUAUUUAGUAUUUUCGCCAUUGUCUUCCAGGAACUCCGUAAGCUCUGUAGAAAAUGUUGUAAAAAUUCAAGAUAAGAAGAAAAAAAAGGGAAGUAACUUCAGUGGCAUGUAUAAGUUAAGCUCUCAAUUGGCUUAUUGGAAGAAAUUGGCUAGUGACUAUUAUGGUCAGAGUGAAUAUAGGAAAGAAAAAGAAAAGUAUACUGAAACAGAAUUAAAUAUUUUAUCAAGUUUGACGGAUGAUUUGAAUUCUACAGAGCUUCUCAUCUACAAGACUAAAAGCCAAAUUAGUCAUUUGGAAUCUCAUAUUGCAACCUCACAUGCUCAACUAGAAAGUUUGAAGUAUAGAUCAAAAAGACGUUAUGAUAUUCACAGUAUCACAUGCAUUCAUUCACUAUCACGGGAAUCACCUUAUCCCAAAACACGUAUUGAGCGUUUUGCGGUUCCUGAUAAAUAUGUGCCGUGGGAAGUUAUGUGGCAGCACUAUGAUCCACCUACUUUUACCAUGACAAAAGAUGAAUUUCCAAGCAAUCAAAGGCCAUAUGUUGAUGAGGAUCUACUUGUUUUGCAGCAAAAUGAAAUUCAAAAGUCUGAAUUGCCAUCAUUCAUGUGGAACAUGGAGACUGUAGAUUCAACUGGUAUUUAUCAAAAUCGCAAUACAUGGACGACUGAUGUAAAUGGGAGACGAAUUCAAUAUAAACUUGAUCAACAUGAUGUUCCAAAGAAUCCAAUGGGAAGGACUGGACUUCGUGGAAAAGGUGCUCUUCCAAGAUGGGGACCUAACCACAAUGUAUAUGUCGUUAUUACAAGAUGGCAACAGGAAAAAUCUGAAAGUUCUGAUCCUGCAUUAUUAGAAACAUCGGACAACCUGGAAUUUGUUGAAACAUACUAUCUAAGAAAAACCAACAUUUCUCUGCCUGGUGGUUUUGUUUGGUUAGAAAAUCAAUAUGAAAGUAUUCGAUCAAUAUUCAUUCAAAAUGAACAAUCCGAACCAUGGACUUCAACUGAAGAUAUGAUAAAGUUUUUUCAAGAACACGCAGUAGGUGUAGCAGAACCUGAUAAAAAUGAGCAAUUCAAAACUGAGAAAGUUUUUCGUGGCUACAUGGAUGAUCAGUUGAAUACAGACAAUGCCUGGAAAGAAGUAGAACUAUGGCAUAUUCAUUAUAAUACUUUGACAGAUUUGGAUACUAAAUUUAAGAUGGAUGUCAAAUGGCGCCUAUUAUGUGAUGAUGUAUUUAUUCAGUUGCCUCUUGGUCAAAGAUUUCUUCUACAAAGAGCAAUAAAGGACUUGAAAACUAAAUUUGCAUGAUAUCUUGAAGGCUGCUAAAAUAAAAAUUUUAUG